Messenger RNA from Nycticebus coucang (slow loris), 3118 nucleotides. It is a transcript of the gene CFAP298, whose product is annotated as cilia and flagella associated protein 298. The transcript is spliced from 7 exons. Lineage: Eukaryota; Metazoa; Chordata; Mammalia; Primates; Lorisidae. The record is from RefSeq and is a predicted model, not a curated record. Gene Ontology annotation, biological process: regulation of cilium movement. The coding region runs from base 587 to 1408 and encodes 273 amino acids.
AAGGCGGCCGCCGCUGGGCUGCUGUGGAACGUGGCACCGGUGAUGCCCACCACCCCACACAUGUUCCAUCUGGCACCCCCUACCUUGGCCCACCCUUGUCCCUGAGUGAAUCUCCGGCCCCAGGCUAAUCGACGGGGCAACUCGCGCUAGCCUGCAGCAACUUGGUUUGUGUUUGAGGGUUGCCUGGACAACAGCCACUUCCGGGAGCGUGGUCUGUGAACCAGCUCGGCUGGUGCGUCGGUGAUCAGCCUCCCUCCCAGCCUGUGUGGGUUGUUGCCGCGGCAGCAGCUCCCUACGGGGUGGGCUGGGGGGGUCUCCACGCACCCCAGGUUCUCCACCCUCGGGUUCUGAUCUUGCGCUGGCAGUUCCUCUGACUGUUUGAUCGUUGCUUCUGGCAACAGCUGUUUCCAGGAGAUAGUGCUGUUUUCCCCUCAGCACCGCUGGCGCCAGAGCCCAGGCGUUCCGCCGUCUAAGCUACAGUUAGUGGGUCGCCGCCGUUCGCCCCUCCGGCUGACCUCGGCCGGCCGGGCCCGUGGGCCGCGCAUCCGGAGUCUUUUCGCCGCUCCAACCACUCAGCCGGGCGGUCAUGGUUCUGCUGCACGUGAAGCGGGGCGACGAGAGCCAGUUCCUACUGCAGGCCCUGGGGAGCACCGAGCUGGAGGAGCUCACGGUGCAGGUGGCCCGGGUCUACAACGGGCGGCUCAAGGUGCAGCGCCUCUGCUCAGAAAUGGAAGAAUUAGCAGAACAUGGAAUAUUUCUCCCUCCUAAUAUGCAAGGUCUGACUGAUGACCAGAUUGAAGAAUUGAAGUUGAAGGAUGAAUGGGGUGAAAAAUGUGUACCCAGUGGUGGUUCAGUAUUUAAAAAGGAUGAUAUUGGACGAAGGAAUGGGCAAGCUCCAAAUGAAAAAAUGCAGCAAGUUUUAAAGAAGACUAUAGAAGAAGCCAAAGCAAUAAUAUCUAAGAAACACGUGGAAGCCAGCAUGUGUGUUACUAUGGAGAUGGUGAAAGACGCCUUGGACCAGCUUCGAGGUGCAGUGAUGAUUGUUUAUCCCAUGGGGUUGCCACCGUAUGAUCCCAUCCAGAUGGAAUUUGAAAAUAAAGAAGAUUUGUCAGGAACUCAGGCAGGACUGAAUGUCAUAAAGGAGUCAGAAGCACAACUGUGGUGGGCAGCCAAGGAGUUAAGAAAAUCAAAGAAGCUUUCAGACUAUGUGGGGAAAAAUGAAAAAACCAAAAUUAUCGUCAAGAUUCAGCAAAGGGGACAGGGAGCUCCAGCCCGCGAGCCUGUUAUUAGCAGCGAGGAGCAGAAGCAGCUGAUGCUGUAUUAUCACAGAAGACAAGAGGAGCUCAAGAACGCCAGCAUGGCGGCGUGUCUGACUACCAAGCUAUACGAAAGACUAGGAUCUAUCUAAGAAGACUGCUUUACUCUAAGACUCUCUCUCCAGCUGAAGUAGUUAGCCCUCAUGCACCUGACAGCCGAGCGAGGUAACUGAGUGGUCUGCGUCGGAACCUAGUUAAGCCGGCCUGAACCCUGGCCAGUCCUGGCCCCUGGCAAGUGGUGUCAGGAAUGAGAUGUGACAAUAAACCACUGUUGUGAUUUCAUGAAUUAAAAAACCAAAGCCCCAAAAGGUUAAGUUGCUCAAGGUGAAGCAUCUUAAUCACCUGUAUGCCCUAGUCUGCCCUAAGUUCCCCCCACUGUGCCUGAUGUCGUUAUAAAUCGCUGCCAGUGAAGAGUGACAAGUGGACGUCUGUGGAGUAUAUAACUGGUGGGCCCAAAAGAAGAGUGGCCUAUUUGGAGAGAGAUGACAGCCUUUGAGUUUAAUGUGUGGGCCAACGGUGACGAAAUUGUGGUUCCCAAGACUCGGCUUUGGUUCAUGUUGUAGUCUGCCCAGGCUGCCGUACAAAUCCCAUGGAUUUCUUCCUCAGUUCUGGAGGCUGGGAAGUGCAAGAGUGAAGUGCCAGCAGGAUAGAUUCCGUGUCUGGUGAGGGCCGGCCUUCUCAUUCAUAGACAGCUGGUCUCUUCACUGUAACUUUACAUGGCUUAAGGGGCAAGAGCUGUUCUGUGUCCCUUUUAUAAAGACACUAAUGCCAUUCAUGAGGGUUUUGGUUUCCCAGCAGCCAAACUCUUAAGGCUAUCACCUUGCGCUUAGGUUUCAACAUAAAAAUUUUGGGGGGGGGGGGAAAUAAUUCAGGGGCACAGAUAUUCAGUCCAUAGUAGUUUACCAACUGUUGUGAGGGGGUUAGAGGAAGAUACGUGAGCCCAUCCUUGAGAUGCUUUAAGUGAAAACAAGCUUGUUUCAAUCUGAGAACUACGGCUCCAAAUGAGAGACGAAUGCAGCUGGGGUUGCAUGCCAGCUGGUGAAGAAACCCUCACCUGCUUGCAGACCCAGUGUAGGAUUCUGGUCAUUCCAGCAUGGUUCAGAGUUAGAGUAUAAACGGAUUCCCAUGGGCUAAGUCCUGGUCUGUCAUUACUUUGAAUGGAUUGAAUUCCAUAUACAGAUAGUCCCAGACUUACCAGGGUUUGACUUAAGAUUUUUUGGCUUUAUGAUGGUGCAAAAAUGCUACACAUUGAAUAGAUGCCAUUAUUCAAAUUUUGAAUUUUGAAUUGCCUUUUUCUAGGCUAACAGUAUAGAUACUCUCUCCUGCCUAGCUCCAGUCAGCCCUUCGAUCACAAGGUAAGGAACCCAUACCCUAUAGAGGACAGUGUUGCCAGAGGAUUCUGCCCAACUGUAGGCUAAUGUGUGUUCUCGGCACACUUCAGUGGACUAGGCCAAGCUAUGAUGUUUGCUAGGUUAGAUGUAUUCAGUGCAUUUUUGACUUAGGAUACUUCUAACUUGCGCUGGGUUUAUUGGGACGUAACCCCUUAAGUCAAACGUCUGUAUUCAGACCAAGAAAAUAAGUGUAGCUGUCUUGCUAUUCCAGCAGUGAGGCAGGAUUCCAAGAGAGCACAUGAGCCAGCAUCCUUAGAAAAUGCAGAAUGUAAGUGCCAAAAACCCCAUUUGUAGUUCUGUAACUAAAUCCCCGCCCCUAUGCCCGGUCAUGUUGAGUGGCAGCCUUGCCAAGAAGCCACAUAACUGCAGCUUUGUCACUGCCUUUCUCUUGAACCCUUUCUAGAAUAAAGG